This is a messenger RNA of Penaeus indicus, 663 nucleotides long. RefSeq names its product craniofacial development protein 2-like. Gene Ontology annotation, molecular function: catalytic activity. The coding region runs from base 1 to 663 and encodes 220 amino acids. The record is from RefSeq and is a predicted model, not a curated record. NCBI's taxonomy places the organism in Eukaryota, Metazoa, Arthropoda, Malacostraca, Decapoda, Penaeidae. The transcript has a single exon.
AUGUGUCCUGGCCUGUCUGACGACCUCCAGCAAAUCGACAACGCCAGGAAGACCGCCAUCAUUGACCGCGAACUAAAGAGGCUGAACAUUGAUAUCGCAGCACUGCAAGAGACGCGACUCUCCGAGAGCGGCAGCCUGAAGGAGAGCAACUACACGUUCUUCUGGCGGGGGCAAGAGCACCACGAGCGCCGACUCUAUGGCGUCGGUUUUGCUGUCCAGAACACCCUCCUAUCCACCAUAGAAGCGCCCUCUUCAGGCACACCACGUGUCCUCUCCCUUCGCCUCACCACCUCUUCUGGACCAACUAACAUUCUUAGCGUCUACGCCCCACUCAGCUCCGCAACCGAGGCUAAGGACCAGUUCUACGAGGAGCUCGAGGCAAAGAUCAGGCUGGUUCCCAAGAAGGAGCACCUAUUCCUACUUGGAGACUUCAACGCCCGUGUGGGAGCCGAACCACAAUCUGGCCUCGCUGCAUCGGCCAUUUUGGCGUCGGCAAGCUCAACGAAAAUGGCCAGCGCCUCCUUGAGCUGUGCUCCUUCCAUGACCUUUGUCUCACCAACACCUUCUUCCCCACCAAGCCCCACCACAGGAUGUCCUGGAGACACCCAAGGUCUCAUCACUGGCACCAAUUGGACUUUGUCGCCACCAGAAGAUCCUUGCUAA